This is a messenger RNA of Dovyalis caffra, 210 nucleotides long. NCBI's taxonomy places the organism in Eukaryota, Viridiplantae, Streptophyta, Magnoliopsida, Malpighiales, Salicaceae. The record is from the annotation of a GenBank genome assembly.
AUGGCAAACAGAGGUAAUGAUAUCACUUACCAGGCCGGUGAACUAACCGGUCAAGUUCAGACGGGGGAGCAAGUGAAGAACAUGGCCCAAGGAGCAGCUGAGGCAGUGAAGAACACUCUGGGGAUGAACACAGAGAACAGUACUCCCACCGACAAUACUAGCAGCAUCAACCGCCCAAUCAACCCAAGCAACCCAUCCACUAGGAUUUGA